UUCUGUUGAAAAUAAAAACAUGUAGGGACCAAAAUGAUGAAAUUUCCAAAGUUGUAUAUGUGAAUGGAAGCUAUCUAAGAAGCCGCAUAUAAUACACCAAUAUCUAAAUUUAGAACUUAACACUACAUCUAUUUGCAGAGUUUUUUUCAUCAAGAAAGAAAGAGAUGGCAGAGUUUGCUGUUUCCCUGGUUGUGGAAAAGCUUACGAACUUACUUACGCAACAAGCAUCAUACAUGGACGGCGUUAGUCGAAAAAUCGUACAACUGAGAAACGAGUUACGAUGGAUGCAAAGUUUCAUUAAAGAUGCAGACACGAAACAAGAAGACAAUGAUUUGAUGCAACAAUGGGUGAAUGAUGUAAGAGAUGUAGCUUACGAGACGGAAGAAGUUAUAGAAACGUAUGUUUCGAAGGCAGCGGCUCGAAGCACGUUUGAUUUGGUUACCAAGCCGUUUCACUUGUACAAGGUGGGGAAGGAGAUUGAAAGUAUUCGAAUGAGGAUUCGGGAAAUAUCCGGAAGACGAAAUGCAUACGGCGUUGAGAGGAACAGUAGAGGUGAAGGGCGUGGUGUGAAUGACAGGCUGAGAUGGUGGAGACAACCGUCUCCUCAUGUCGAGGAAGAUGAUAUUAUCGAGCUGGUUGAAGACACGAAAGCUUUGCUUAUGCAAUUGACUAGCAUGGAAUCAAGACGCAGGGUGGUUUCUGUUGUUGGUAUGGGUGGUUUGGGGAAAACGACACUUGCGAAAAGAUUGUAUAAUCACAAUGAUGUUAAGAAUCAUUUCGAUUGUAGAGCAUGGAUAUAUGUAUCUAAAGAAUUCAGAAGAAGAGAUAUCUUACAAGGUAUUGUUACGGAUGUGAACGCAUUAAACCGAGUUGAAAUGGACGUUUUGGAGAAGUUAAAAGAGGAAGAUUUGUUGAAGAAAUUGCAUGAAUUUUUAGAAGAACGAAGGUAUUUAGUAGUUCUUGAUGAUGUGUGGAGUAUGGAAGUUUGGGAUUGUUUAGAAAAAGCAUUCCCUAGUGGGAAAACUGGAAGCAAAGUGAUGCUUACGACCCGGAACAAGGAGGUCGCUUUGCAUGCCGACGGAGAGGGUAUUCCACAUGAACCGAGGAUUUUAACGGAAAAUGAAAGCUUACAAUUGUUCUGCAAGAAAGCAUUUCACGGAAUAAAUAGUCUUCCGCGUGAAUUGAACAAGCUCGGAAAAGAUAUGGUCAUGAGAUGUGGUGGUCUACCUUUGGCUGUCGUAGUGCUCGGAGGAUUGCUAUCCCGGAAAAGCAAGUCGACAGAAGAAUGGCACCGUGUUUUUCGUAACAUCACUUGGCAUUUAACCAAAGGGCAAGAUCGGAUAGCUACGAUUUUAUCACUAAGCUACAAUGAUCUCCCAUCCCACUUGAAAUCUUGUUUCCUCUACCUAGGACUAUUCCCAGAGGAUGUAUCGGUCCAGACUAAAAAACUGAUCCAUCUAUGGAUCGCAGAAGGGUUUCUACCGCAAGAAGGUGAAGAAACAGCUGAAGGUGUUGCCGAGAAAUGCUUAAAUGAGUUGAUCGAUCGGUGUAUGAUUCAAGUAGUAAGAUUGAAUUCACUUGGGAGAGUCAAAACGGUCCGUAUUCAUGAUCUUCUACGAGACCUUGCUAUAUCUCAGGGAAGGGAGGAAAUUUUCCUCGAAAUUCAUCACGGAAACAAGGCAGAGCAAUCGGAAACUAUCUCAACAAAGUCCCGAAGGCAUGCUAUCCAUUCUCGGUAUGACCGGUACGUUUUCCUCAAAAAAUUCGCUCCGCAUUUACGAUCCCUUCUAUUUUUCAAUCGAGAGUAUAAUGUAGAUGUGGAGAGGAAGAGGAUGAAAAUCGGUUUCAUCGAGAAGAAGCUAAAUGUCAUUUACAAGAACUUUAAACUGUUAAGGGUCUUGGAUAUGGAAGGUGUUCGUGUUGUUAGUCUACCUGAUACAAUCGGAAGCUUAAUUCAACUACGAUAUCUCGGAUUACGGAAAACUAAUCUAGAAGAAGAGCUUCCUCUAUCUAUGGGGAACCUACAGAAUCUACAAACAUUAGAUUUACGGUAUAGUUGUUUUCUUAAAAGGAUACCGAAUGUUAUAUGGAAAAUGGUACAUCUACGACAUUUGCUCUUAUAUACUCCGUUCGAUUCCCCGGAAAGCGGCCAUUUGAGGAUGGACACCUUGUGCAAUCUCCAAAGCCUACCAUAUAUCGAGACCGGAAAUUGGAUAAAUAACGGUGGCUUAGCUAACAUGACAAGUCUUCGACAACUCGGCAUUGAUGGAUUGUCAAGACAGCAGGUUACUUCAGUCAUUUCUAUGAUGGAAAGAUUGCAGGACAUUCAAUCUUUGUCACUGUCGCUUACUGAACAAGAAAUGUUUCCGAUACUCACCGGAUUGUCUUAUUGCGAGCAUCUUCAGAAACUGUGUUUCUAUGGGAGAAUCGAGAAGUUGCCCGACCCACAAGAAUUCCCACCCAACCUGAUUAAGCUAACACUUCACAAUUCCGAGCUUCAGAGAGAUUCGAUUACCAAACUGGAAAGACUACCAAACCUCGAAAUGCUAGUUUUAGGUGAUGGAUCAUAUAAUUGGAGAGAGAUGGUUUUUUCAUCGGAAAGUUUUCCUAAACUUGAGAUUCUAAAACUUCAUCUAUUGAAAGAAUUGGAAGAUUGGAUAGUUGAAGAAAAGGCAAUGCCGAAGCUCAAGCAUUUGGUGAUAAAUCGUUGCGAGAAACUAGAACAAAUUCCAGAUGGAUUGAAGCUAGCAACUACCCUCAAAGAACUCGAAAUUGUUGGAAUGCCGGUUGAGUUUGAAUACAGACUCAGAACAAAAGAUUUCUUCGAGUUCAAACACACACCGUCAAUCAAAUCGACCACAGACAUGUUGGCAAUCGGGCUUGGCAGUCACCAAAAUGUUGGUUGGCCAGAAACACAAUUCGGUUGACCAAACACUUUUCGAAUAUUACAAAGUAAUAGCUCGGAGAUCUCUAUCUGUAAGACAAGUAUACGUUAGCUCAAAGAUUAUCAGAUGAGUGUAGCUAUUUCACCAUUCAAUGUAAAAUUUCUAGUUCUCGAUAUCUUUUAUAUGGUGAACAAUGGAAGAACGUAAAGAAAACUUAGGACAGCAUCUAAUUUCUUUUACCAAUAAUUACUUUUCGUUGAUUUUAAGAA
This is a messenger RNA of Gossypium arboreum, 3154 nucleotides long. RefSeq names its product putative disease resistance protein At1g50180. Gene Ontology annotation, biological process: defense response to other organism. Lineage: Eukaryota; Viridiplantae; Streptophyta; Magnoliopsida; Malvales; Malvaceae. Bases 165 to 2927 code for a protein of 920 amino acids. The transcript is spliced from 2 exons. The record is from RefSeq and is a predicted model, not a curated record. Gene Ontology annotation, molecular function: ADP binding.